AUGAGCACGGCUGCGCCGGCCGCGGCGCCGCCCGCACCCGAGCGCACUUCAUUCGGGGGCCUCAAGGACGACGACAGGAUUUUUACAAACAUCUACGGCCGCCACGACCCCUACAUCAAGGGCGCCAUGGCGCGCGGCGACUGGUACCGCACUAAGGAUCUGGUGCUCAAGGGCAGUGACUGGGUGGUGGAUCAGAUGAAGAAGAGUGGGCUCAGGGGCCGCGGCGGCGCCGGCUUCCCGUCUGGCCUCAAGUGGAGCUUCAUGCCCAAGGUGUCUGACGGGCGGCCGUCCUAUCUGGUGGUGAACGGCGAUGAGUCGGAGCCCGGGACCUGCAAGGACAGGGAGAUCAUGCGGCACGAGCCCCACAAGCUGGUGGAGGGCUGCCUCAUUGCAGGCGUCGGCAUGCGCGCGCGCGCCGGCUACAUCUACAUUCGCGGCGAAUUCGUGAACGAGCGCCUGUCCGUGCAGCGCGCCAUCGAUGAGGCCUACGCAUCGGGCUUCCUGGGCAAGAACGCCUGCGGCACCGGCUACGACUUUGACCUCAUGCUGCACUAUGGCGCGGGCGCCUACAUCUGCGGCGAGGAGACCGCCCUGAUCGAGUCCCUGGAGGGCAAGCAGGUGCGGCAGCAGGCGGCAGCAGGCGGCAUCGGUGCAGCACCAAGCGGCAAGCCCCGCCUCAAGCCGCCGUUCCCGGCCAACGUGGGCCUCUACGGCUGCCCCUCCACCGUGACCAACGUCGAGACCAUCGCUGUGGCCCCCACCAUCCUGCGGCGCGGCCCCGAGUGGUUCUCGUCCUUCGGCCGCAAGAACAAUGCCGGCACCAAGCUCUACUGCAUCAGCGGCCACGUCAACCGGCCCUGCACCGUGGAGGAGGAGAUGAGCAUCCCCCUCAAGGAGCUCAUCGAGCGCCACGCCGGCGGCGUGCGUGGCGGCUGGGACAACCUGCUGGCCAUCAUCCCCGGCGGCUCCAGCGUGCCCCUCCUGCCCAAGAAGAUCUGCGACACCGUGCUGAUGGACUACGACGCCCUGAAGGAGGCCCAGAGCGGCCUGGGCACCGCCGCCGUCAUCGUCAUGGACAAGAGCACCGACGUCAUCGACGCCAUCGCGCGGCUGUCCUACUUCUACAAGCACGAGUCCUGUGGCCAGUGCACCCCCUGCCGCGAGGGCACGGGGUGGCUCUACGACAUUAUGACGCGCAUGGUCAAGGGUGACGCGCGGCUGGAGGAGAUCGACAUGCUGUGGGAGAUCACCAAGCAGAUCGAGGGCCACACCAUCUGUGCCCUGGGCGACGCCGCCGCCUGGCCGGUGCAGGGGCUCAUCCGCCACAUGCGCCCCGAGAUGGAGGACCGCAUCAAGUUCGCCCACCAGGAGCGCAUCGCAGCGGCUUGA
This is a messenger RNA of Monoraphidium neglectum, 1389 nucleotides long. RefSeq names its product NADH dehydrogenase (ubiquinone) flavoprotein 1. Gene Ontology annotation, biological process: mitochondrial electron transport, NADH to ubiquinone. The transcript has 12 exons. Bases 1 to 1389 code for a protein of 462 amino acids. NCBI's taxonomy places the organism in Eukaryota, Viridiplantae, Chlorophyta, Chlorophyceae, Sphaeropleales, Selenastraceae. The record is from RefSeq and is a predicted model, not a curated record. Gene Ontology annotation, molecular function: NADH dehydrogenase (ubiquinone) activity; 4 iron, 4 sulfur cluster binding; NAD binding.